This is a messenger RNA of Podospora pseudocomata, 864 nucleotides long. RefSeq names its product diphthine synthase (gene DPH5). Lineage: Eukaryota; Fungi; Ascomycota; Sordariomycetes; Sordariales; Podosporaceae. Gene Ontology annotation, molecular function: diphthine synthase activity. The transcript has a single exon. Bases 1 to 864 code for a protein of 287 amino acids. Gene Ontology annotation, biological process: protein histidyl modification to diphthamide. The record is from RefSeq and is a predicted model, not a curated record.
AUGCUCUACCUCGUCGGCCUAGGCCUCUCAGACGAGACCGACAUCACGGUCAAGGGCCUCGAGAUCGUCAAGCGCGCCUCCCGCGUCUACCUCGAAGCCUACACCUCGAUCCUCCUCGUCGACCAGUCCGUCCUCGAGUCCUACUACGGCCGCCCCAUCUCCAUCGCCGACCGCGAAAUGGUCGAGUCCAACUCGGACGAGAUCCUCCGCGACGCCGACAAGGAGGACGUCGCCUUUUGCGUCGUCGGCGACCCCUUUGGCGCGACUACACACACCGACCUCGUUCUGAGGGCUCGCGAGCUCGGCAUCCGAGUCGGGACUGUGCCUAACGCGAGCAUCAUGUCUGGCAUCGGCGCGGCGGGGUUGCAGCUGUACAACUUUGGGCAGACGGUGUCGAUGGUGUUCUUUUUGGACAAUUGGAGGCCGGCGAGCUUUUAUGAUCGGAUCAAGGAGAAUAGGCAGAUUGGGCUGCAUACGCUGGUGCUGCUGGAUAUCAAGGUUAAGGAGCAGAGCUUGGAGAAUAUGGCGAGGGGGAGAAAGAUUUAUGAGCCACCUAGGUAUAUGACCGUCGGGACUUGCGCCAGUCAAAUGCUGGAGGUUGAGGAGGAAAAGAAGGAGGGUGUGUACGGGCCAGACAGUCUUGCUAUUGGCGCUGCGAGGGUGGGAGGCAAGACGGAGAAGUUUGUUGCCGGUACACUCAAAGAGCUUUGCGAUGCCGAUGAGCUGCUUGGAGGGCCGCUUCACAGUUUGGUGCUGCUUGGCAGGAGGACACACGAGCUGGAACAUGACUAUGUCAGGGAAUUUGCUGUCAACAAGGAGAAUUGGGACAGGAUAUGGAAGGCUGAUUAUGAGGGAAAGCAUUGA